Molecule: messenger RNA, 300 nt
Organism: Cricetulus griseus (Chinese hamster)
Lineage: Eukaryota; Metazoa; Chordata; Mammalia; Rodentia; Cricetidae
Source: RefSeq, a predicted model, not a curated record
AUGAAUCUAGCAACAAAAAUCUGCACACUGCUCAUCGUGACCUUAUCUUUUCUCUGGUUCGUGGAGGGUCUGACCUGUAAUGUCUGUGAUUUCUCAAAACAUUCAAGAUGUAAAAGUGGCCAAGGCAGAUGCAAUGCAAAACAUGGUCAGUCAUGUUCUACCAUAUCACAAUUUUAUGGAUCACGCCAUAUGUCCUCCAGGCAACUGUGUAUGACUCACUGCAAGGAAAGACAGGAUUACCACAAUAAGAUAUUAACUUACUAUAUGUACUGUAAUAAAAAUUUGUGUAAUAGUUUCUAG